Messenger RNA from Danio aesculapii, 4008 nucleotides. It is a transcript of the gene plcd4b, whose product is annotated as phospholipase C, delta 4b. The record is from RefSeq and is a predicted model, not a curated record. The coding region runs from base 162 to 2423 and encodes 753 amino acids. Gene Ontology annotation, biological process: intracellular signal transduction; lipid metabolic process. The transcript has 16 exons. Lineage: Eukaryota; Metazoa; Chordata; Actinopteri; Cypriniformes; Danionidae. Gene Ontology annotation, molecular function: calcium ion binding; phosphatidylinositol-4,5-bisphosphate phospholipase C activity.
GGUGUAGGAAGGAGGCUGGCUCUGCAUCACAGUGGAAGCAGCCCGGACCGUGACUCUGUUUACUCAGCCCUUCACACGCGCCAGCAAAGACACAGAGCCCAUCCUCUUUAUCAGAUGUUUAUAUCAGGCUUCCUUCAGUCUGAAAAGUUGCACUGUAGAAAAUGGAAUCACCUCACGCAUGCCGUCAACAGGGCCAACAGAAUCUUGAAGCCAUGAAGGCAGGGAUGUUUUUUCGUAAGGUGAAGUCUCGUAUGUGGAGGCGCCAGCGACACUAUAAACUUCAGGAGGACUGCAAGACUAUCGCAUAUAAAUCCAGCUGGGCAAUAAACUCAUAUUCAACAUUCUCCAUCAGUGAUGUGGAGGCUGUUCGUGAGGGUCAUCAGUCCGAGGCUCUCCUCGGUGUGGCAGACGAGUUUCCUCCAGACCGCUGCUUCACGCUGGUGUUUCGCGGCCGUAAAGGAAACCUGGACCUGGUGGCCGAGUCUGCGGAGGAAGCUCAGGCCUGGAUCCAGGGCGUCCGAGGCCUCAUGGAGAACAUGGAGAACAUGGACGAGAGCACCAAACUUGACCAAUGGAUCUCAGACUGGUUUUCCAAAGCAGACCGAAACAAGGAUGGCCGAAUCAAUUUUAAAGAAGCUAAAAAACUGCUGAAAAUGAUGAACAUCGACAUGAAUGAAGAACACGCAUGCUGUCUAUUCAUGAUGGCAGAUAAGUCUCGGUCAGGAACCCUGGAGGAUCAGGAGUUUGUGGAGUUCUAUAAGAUGCUCACUGAGAGAAGGGAAGUGCUGGAUUUGUUCCAGGAAUAUUCCAGUGACGGACAGAUACUGUCCCAGUGUGAUCUGGAGGAGUUCCUGAGAGAGGAGCAGCUCGAGGGGGAGAGUAGUUAUGAACAUGCCCUUCAGCUUAUUGAUCGCUAUGAGCCAUCAGAAACGGCCAGAAUGAAUCACUCGAUGUCAGUCGAUGGGUUCCUAAUGUACCUGACGUCCCCUGAGGGAUCCAUCUUCAAUCCAGAGCGGCAGGGCAUCUAUCAGGACAUGAGCCAAUCUCUUGCCCACUAUUACAUCUCGUCCUCACACAACACUUACCUGAUGGAGGACCAACUAAAGGGACCAAGCAGCAUUGAGGCCUACAUCCAGGCUCUGAAGCGUGGCUGCAGGUGUGUAGAGGUGGACUGCUGGAAUGGAGCCAACGGGGAGCCGGUAGUUUAUCAUGGACACACAUUCACAUCCAAGAUUCUUCUCAAAGACGUGAUCACUACUAUUGCAAAUUAUGCCUUUAAGGCUUCUGAGUAUCCGCUCAUCGUGUCUAUUGAGAACCACUGCACUGUAGAGCAACAGAAAGUCAUGGCUCAACAGUUCAGAGAAAUUCUGGGCGAUAUGUUGCUGACCAGCACAGCAGACACUGAGGUUUCCACUGAACUGCCGUCCCCAGAGGCACUUAAGAGGAAAAUCCUGUUAAAAGGGAAGAAGAUUGGACACGAGUCAGAGAGCCCCACAGCUGAAGUCAGCGAUGAAGACGAGGCAGCAGAAAUGAAUAAGGAGAGUUCGGCAUCUGAGAGUCUGCCAGCAGAUGGCAAGAAAUCGAAGCAAAAUCUAUGCAAGGAGCUCUCGGACAUUAUGUUCUGUAAGAGUGUACAUUUCCACAGCUUUGAACAUUCCAGAAUCUCUGCUAAGCCUUAUGAGAUGUCAUCGUUCUCUGAGUCUAAAGCCAGAAAAUAUUCAAAGGAAGCAGGUUCAGAUUUUGUUCUGCAUAACACCAGGCAGCUGAUAAGAGUGUAUCCAAGUGGAAUGAGGACUGAUUCAUCAAAUUACUCUCCAGUAGACAUGUGGAACAUGGGAUGCCAGAUUGUGGCAUUAAACUUCCAGACAGCAGGAAUGGAAAUGGAUCUUAAUGAUGGGCUGUUUAGUCAGAAUGGCUGCAGUGGAUAUGUUUUAAAACCCGAGAUGCUGCGCAACAGAGAGAGACAUUUUGAUCCUGAAAAACCAGAGGAACGUGAGGAUUACAACCCUUUAGUCUUCUCUGUUAAGGUUAUCAGUGGACAACAGCUGCCUAAACUAAAGCAAAAUGAAUGGUCCAUUGUAGAUCCCUUUGUAAGGGUGGAGAUUUAUGGCGUUCCUUUGGACCAAGCCAAACAGGAGACCAAAUACAUCGACAACAAUGGUUUCAACCCAUAUUGGAAUGAAAGUGUACAGUUCAUCGUCCACACCCCUGAGCUUGCACUGGUGCGUUUUGUAGUUGAAGACCAUGACAAAACCUCAAGGAACGACUUUAUAGGGCAGUACACUCUUCCAUUGUCCUGUAUUCAGCCAGGCUAUCGCCACGUCCAUCUGUUGUCCAAGGAUGGAACGACUAUCCGUCCAUCUUCCAUAUUCGUUCACAUCAAAAUCACAGAGCUGAAUCACAGUUCUAAUGUCCAUGCUUGAAGCUUGUUCUGAAGAGCUUCUGUUUCUCAGACAAAUCUGUAUAUUACUGUAAAAAGGCAGAGAACAUUUUGUCUUGUGCUUUGCUCAAAAAUACUUGAAGAGAUUUGAAAAAAGUCAAGCCAUAAUUUAAACAUAUAUUCCUCCAUCUUGCAUUAAAACAAAAAGUGUAGCAACUGCCAUUAUUUUUAAAAAGUACCUCUAUAGUAGCUGCAUGGUUUUAGAUGUGCCUUCUCAUGAGAAAAAGAGCAUUCUUGUAAAUGCAGAUAUUUACUAAUAUAAUCAUUUAAUCUAUGCAAUAUUAAGUCAACUUGAUUGCAUUUUUUUGUUUGAAGGUUACACAAUCAGGGUAUAAUGCAUCCUUAAGGUUGUACAUUAUCUACAUCGAUACAUUGACUAGAUGCCGCAUACGGACCCCGAACAUGCAUCAAUAGGGCUGCCACGCUUGUACAGUGCUCCCAGGAUAAAUGUCAUUCAACCGCAAUAGUCAAGACUAAAGCAAUCUGAAGAUGCUGGACUUUAAUGCUGUGUAUGGGUGUAAUGAGCAAACAAAGCAUGAAGGCAUGACAUUUCAUAUGUAAGAUUUCGUUUUUUAAGUUUUUGUAUCUUACGAACUUUUGUGCUAAACAAGUAAUGUUACUGAUGAUAAUACAGUCACUUACUGCAUUCACCAUAAGACAAAGUAGCCCCAACUUGCAAAAAAUUUUAGGCUUAUGCUAGUUUUGUUGAAUAACAUCAGCAAACAAUGUAAAUGAAAUAUGACAAGACGCUGCUGUGCCAGAUAUUUGUAUUAUUGUCAGCUAAGUGAAGUAACGGCUAUUUUUUGACGUAACUUAUAAGGGUGCCUGAUAACAUAACAGUGCCUGCGCUUCAAUGUGCAUACUCUCCACCCUAAAUUAUUGAACAUUACAAAUGUUAUAUACCAUUAGAUCAGAAAGGUGGAUAUGCACAUUGAGACAUCAAUGAUCGGGAUAUCGAUGGUUUACACGAGUCGUUCAUAACGGCGAUUCAUUCACAAACGAAUCGCUCCCUCUGUUGAGAAGUGAAAGCAGGAGAGGAGGUGUGUUUCAGGACAUGGAUUAGGCCAAAUUUAACAGGGAGGGAGGAUAAUACAUUUACAUGCACACAAUCAUAUGCUCUUUGUCUGCAAUACCCGUGGGGCCACUUAUCCAUCGCUAUAGAAAAGUGAAAUAAAAUUAUAAUUUUUGUAAUUUAAAAAAAUAUUUGUGAUCUGACCACCGGGCAAACUCCCGAUCAGAGAUAUAUGUAUAAAUGUUUACAUAUCUAUGGCUCUGGAUGGCCAGUCCUCCACUACACCUUGGUCCCACAUUUAUUUCAAAGGAGCGCUACCCUGUACUAAAAUGGCGGCUCUAUUGAUGCAUUCCUUCCAAUAGACAACAAAUCCAAUGUGACAUCUAAUGUAAAUAUCUAUGCAUUAUCUAAAUUAGUCAAAUUAAGCAUGUUAAAGUGCCUUUUAUUACUAACCCAAAAGCAAGUGUUCAUGGUGAAUGAGUCCUUAUGUAUGUAUGACUAUGUCCAGGCAAAAUACCUUUAAAAAGAAAUAAAUCAGAAUAAAUGUACUGUAAAA